Molecule: messenger RNA, 846 nt
Organism: Chrysoperla carnea
Lineage: Eukaryota; Metazoa; Arthropoda; Insecta; Neuroptera; Chrysopidae
Exons: 3
Coding region: 97-846 (249 amino acids)
Source: RefSeq, a predicted model, not a curated record
UUAAAAAUCGAUUUUUUUGAUUAUUCAAAAAAAACAAUAAUUUGUGUUGGAGGUAUUCUAUCAUGGAAUACAAGCACUAUCGUAGAUUAUUAUAAAAUGAUGGCUACAAUCUAUUUAAAUUCAAAAAAUUAUAAUUAUAUUAUUUUAUUUCAUGAUUAUUAUUGCUCGGUUCAGCCGCUAGCACCAACUUGCCCCCAUUUAAUUGGUAAAGUGUUUGGACCUGGAAUCGAUAAACUUGUUUCGCUGGGUUUACCGGCGGAAAAUUUAGAAUUUGCGGGCCAAUCAGCCGGAGCCCAUAUAGUUGCGUCCGUAAUUGAAAAUAUGGUAACACCUGUAAAACUAUUAAUUGGAUUCGAUCCAGGAUGUGCACUUACAGAUUUUCGACGUGGUCUUGCUCAAUUCACUAUAGCUCUACGAAGUGAUUCCACUAACAGUGGAAAUAUUAAUUGGAAUGCCGAUUUAGAGUUGAUAGUAAAUGGUGGAAUACGCUAUCAACCGGGAUGCGAAGAACUUGAGUCUCAAAUGAGUUGCAGUCAUUUAUUCGUUGAGCCUGUUUGGAAGAGUAUAUUUGAAAAUCAAGGUCAAGGAUUAUUUUAUGGCGUUCGAUGUAAUGAAAUUGAAUGCGAUUAUAGUGAUAUUAAGGAGAUUAUUCCAAAUUUAAGAGAAAAAGGAACAUAUUAUUUCAAAACAUCAGAUUCAUAUCCAUUUGGUUUAGGAUUAGAUGGAAUCAAGAAUAUAACACCUACGAAAAAUAGCACUUUCAAAUUUGACUGGGAAUUCGCUUCAAUAUUUAUGAAGCAUACUCAAGAAUCUUGGCUUUCGCAACUCAUAUUUCACUUUGAUUAA